Messenger RNA from Medicago truncatula (barrel medic), 1616 nucleotides. RefSeq names its product F-box/FBD/LRR-repeat protein At1g13570. Lineage: Eukaryota; Viridiplantae; Streptophyta; Magnoliopsida; Fabales; Fabaceae. The record is from RefSeq and is a predicted model, not a curated record. The transcript has 5 exons. Gene Ontology annotation, molecular function: protein binding. Bases 176 to 1498 code for a protein of 440 amino acids.
CUCAUGUCAUUAUUAAGAAUUUUCACGAUUGAAAUCUUCUAAAUAUAGUAAUAGAGUAAUUCAAAACCCUUACUUUCUCAGAUCGCCACCCCACUCCCACUCCUUUUCUCUUCCUACCAAUCACAUUUGGAAGAUUUUUGCAUGCUUUUCCUGAAACUACGAUCCGUAGCUUGAUAUGGCAAGGAAACCAUCAAAGUCUACCCGCCUAAAAAUGAUAGACGGGGAGCCGGAUAGAAUUAGUUAUUUACUAGGUGAUGUAAUAGACAAGAUUCUGUCACACUUGCCAAUUAGGGAAGCUGUGAGAACAAGUGUUUUAUCCAACAAAUGGAGGUACAAAUGGGCCACAAUACCAAAUCUUGUGUUUGAUAAACAAUGUGUCUCUGCAACAUCCAAAUGUUCCGAACUUUUUUUAGAUAUGGAGGGAAAGCUUAUGGAAAUUAUUGAUCAGGUACUUUUACUUUAUUCUGGGCCAAUCAACAAGUUCCAGAUCUCUCGUUGUGGUGUCAAUCUCAUUAGUGAGACUGCUCUUGAUAGGUGGAUUUUUCAUCUAACCAAAAGAUCUAUCAAAGAGCUUGUGCUGCAAAUAUCCGAACGAAAAUUGUAUAAGAUACCUUGGUGCUUAUUUUCUUGUCAAAGUUUACAUCAUCUAACAUUAUAUUAUUGUUUGCUUAAACCUCCAUCGACGAUUGAAGGCUUGAAGAACUUAAAAAGUCUUGAUUUGGAUCAUGUUAGCAUGUCUCAGUAUGCUUUUGAGAAUUUGAUAUCUAGUUGCCCUCUGCUUGAAAAUUUGACAUUGACAGAACUUGAUGGUUUCACCCAAAUAAACAUUCACGCACCAAAUCUUAAGGUUUUGGAUAUCUGUGGUAAAUUUGAGGAUAUUAGCUUUGACAACACUUUCCAAUUAGAUUAUGUAUUUGUUGAUUUAAGUUUGUAUUUGAACUCUGAAAGCAAUCAAAGUAGAUUGCAUGGAAGCCCCAGCAACUUGCUCAAUUUUUUUGCUCAUCUACAUCACAUACACGGCUUGGUUAUUAACGGCUAUUUUUUGAAGUAUUUGGCUGCAGGUGCUGUUCCAGUAAAGCUUCCUACACCUUGUAUUAAUCUAACAUAUCUUUGGUUUAGUAUAAACUUCUAUGACUUUAAGGAAAUUUCAACUGCUCUAUGUGUGUUCAGGAGCUCGCCUAAUCUUAAAGAAUUAAAUAUAUUUGCAAAACAUGAGAAGAAAACUAUCGUUUUAGCACCCGCCUUCUUUUGCUGGGAAGAUAUCUUUCUGGAGCCAUCCAUGCUCACCCGAGUGCGACAUGUAGGGAUUGAAGGCAUCUCUGGCAUCAAAUCUGAAUUAGAUUUUAUGAGAUUUCUACUUCUCCAUUCGCCUGUGCUAGAAAAGAUGAGAGUGAAGCCCAAUUUUAACGUUGGAUCGAAGUUGAUGUCAGAAUUGUUGCGAUUCAAGAGAGCCUCAGCACAAGCUGAAGUUGUUUACCUUGGGGAAGUCUAUUGGUGAUAUUUUUUAUUCAACUCUUAAAUGUAUAUUACUACCAUUUUGUCUCUUUAAUGUACCAACAAUGGUCACCAUUCCACAUCUUCAGUUUCUUUUUAAUAGGGAAAUGUUAGUUUGGUUA